Messenger RNA from Gasterosteus aculeatus aculeatus (three-spined stickleback), 3671 nucleotides. RefSeq names its product developing brain homeobox 2 (gene dbx2). Gene Ontology annotation, molecular function: DNA binding; DNA-binding transcription factor activity, RNA polymerase II-specific. The record is from RefSeq and is a predicted model, not a curated record. Lineage: Eukaryota; Metazoa; Chordata; Actinopteri; Perciformes; Gasterosteidae. Gene Ontology annotation, biological process: regulation of transcription by RNA polymerase II.
AGCUCCAUUUUCUCAACACAUGAAAAGAUGAAGGCAUGUUACCGUUUAUCCACUCUGUGUUGAGUCAUGGAAAGGUUUCCUUUUUAAUGAUAGAAUCAGCAGAUUAGCUGUGGCAGAGGGCUGAAACCGAGCGAAGAACAUGUUUAUUAAAUGUUACCGGCUUAAUAGAAGCGCGGUUCUACGUACGUUGAUCUUUUAUAGACUGCCCACGCAGUGCAGUGUCUCAACACAACCACUCCCAUUACCCCCGGGGUCCCAUUGUGAGUGUGUGCAGUGAGCUGGCUCAUCGGGCCCUCGUGGUGAAUGGCCAGCAGCCAUUCACGCAGCACACAGAAGCUCAUUAGAACUCUAUAGACACACAAUCGCGAGGUUCACAUUAGAAACUUCCUCCUCUGAGGCACAGACACCGCACACAAAGUGCCAGUUUGCUGCUAAGCUAAGCGCAUUGUCUUCCUGAUUCAUAGAGCUUGGCCCUCCAUUCACGAUAUUAAGUUCGAGUGGUGGAAUAUCCAUUGCGUGUGCAAUGAGCCGGUAUCUUUUUAAGAGCUUCAGUGGGGUUAAAAAAGAGAGAAAAGGGAUCUGCAGAGUGCCGGCUUUCAACAGGGCUAUUGUGAGGAUUCUGAAUGAAGGCACCCCUGUUUUUUUCCCUCCAUUUCUAAAAAGAGAUGGACAUCAAAUAAAUUCAAAUGAACUUGCUUGAGGCUGUUUCCAAGACCCACUUUUUAAGAAUAGCCUAAUUAUACCUCCCUCUCCUGGAGAGCUCGAUUGGAAUUUGGCUAAUUACGACGCGGUGAAUCUUAAUGAUGAUACGCUCUUGGCGAUGCCUUUUAAAAUGUGCACAGGAGUCGUGUGAGAGGUUCUACCUCAAAUGUCUGCACACACAGAGAAAUACGUGAUGCAAACAGGAAUACCUUCAGGUUUGUAGGUGCUGGUAACAACGUAUUAUUUGUUGUUGGCAGGCUAAUUAAAGUAAAAGGACAGAGAGCCCUCAAGAAUGAACUAAACAAAUAUUCCCCAUGUUAUCACAUAAAAACACACAGUGACACAAAUCCGCAUCCUUUCCAAGCUCAGAAACAUACAGUUAAUAAAAGCUGUCUGAUUCUCUCUGUCAUACGAACGAAUGACUCCCCGCCAAACAAAAACGCCGCGGGGGACUUUCCCCGCCGUGCGGAGCCUGUUAACACACGCUCACUAAACAAAAGUAGAUAGCGCACAUUGCUAACACUCAUCAUGUGACAGAGCGCUAGGCCUUCUCCACCAGUCUGAGGAAUAAAACCUCAAAUUUGAUUACAAGCAACCUUUGGCUCCCUGGCCGUCGCACAAUAGGCCGAGCUGUCUGGGCCAAUUUCCAUGCUCAGCAUGAGGUAUCUACACGCGCGGACCGGAGCCCCCCCCCGACCAGUGUGGAUAUGCCUGUUUACUGUGCCUAAACUCCGGGUCUGUCGCCCCUCUUGUUGGACAUUCUAUUCUAAUGGCGAGGAUCAUUAGUUGCAGUGUGAAAGGUUACACAAGCCCCUCAUCGGACGUGUUUGUACAUAAACAUCCCUGCAUGCACGUUUGUCCAGAUUUUUUCUACAAUUGCAACCUUUCCAAUAUGCAGCAUGUGCCCCCCCCCCCAUAACUGACAACUGGUACUGAAUAAACAUUUAAGUGAUUGAGUCUGAUGCCUGUGGAGCUACAUGAUCUCUCAAUGGGGACCCCACCGGGUUUUAAGCCCCUCUGUAAAGGUCAAAUAAAAUCAAUGACAGAUCAAAAGUUACCAAAGGGGAACACGUAAUGGUUAGAGAGGUUGUCUUUCAUCCUUGAAUAAAUUCACGUUUUUCAAUAGAAUGCAAUAUCAAAAUAAAUGUGUCUUUAUUUGAAGCCUUCUCUUUUUUGCUUUUUAUAAAAUGUUCAAUUUCGUUUCUUUUAAGAUAUGUUAGAUACCACAAAGAGUUGUAAUGGAAAUACUGAUGGCAUUCCAUUAUUGCAUAUAACUGGAAAGAAAAGCACCAAAUUGACUAUGAAAUACAUUACAUUACUUUGACAACCCAUAUUUAUUUCCACUACGGUGGUCUGUUUUCUUUAACAUAAUUUUGCUAUCAAGAAAACACCUCAGUGAACAACAUUUCCGAAAUAAAACAGAAAAACACUUUGCAAAUGAACUCAGGGGUUUGAAUGCGGCACAUGGGAGGCUGGAGAAAAGAGAGAACUAUUUACUACUGGAGAAGACUGUUUGGUGCAUGUUAAACUUUGGCCGGCAGUUCAUUGUCUCUGGUGUCUAUCAUUUAAUAGGCCGGUUGACAUAAUGAAUGAGCCAGACCCACCUUCUGCCACUCCAGAAAGGCCCCAGCCUUAUCUGAAUUGAGAAGCACAUUAGAGCCUCUCAGCCAAUCACCACACAGCAGGCCCAGAGAGGACGAGCAGAGAACUUUUGUUUUCCUCACAGUUUAAUGAAGUUGGCCUGGUCACUCAGGAAGGGAUUAAAGGAGAAUUUAGUGUCACUGAGUGUUCGGGUCACUGUGUGAACACGAUGGUCUCAGUUCAGAGCUGCACCAGGAGGAAUAUGGCCGGCUCUCCUCCUGCGCUACCCGGCUUUGGGAACUCUGGAAAGAGUUUUCUUAUUGACAAUCUGCUGCAGUCACAGACACCUUCAGUCCGUCACCUGCGAAGGGCCCCGUGUGAACGUCCCAGGAGAACCUGGGGCUCUGCGCACGGAGCCUUUCAGGCCCACAGUCCCCAGCAGGGGAAAGAUUUAGGAGGACCACUUCUGCCACACGCAGGUGUACUGAGCAGUGUUUUCCUGCGCAGCCCGCCGUAUCUGCUGGCGUGCUGCGGUGGGUCCAGCCCCCCUCCUGUUUUCUCCAAGGUGGCAAACAUUCGAAUGUGGUCUGCUGAUACAAGUCCUAAAUCAAGAAGAGGGAUCCUCAGGAGGGCCGUGUUCUCUGAAGAACAACGGAAAGAGCUCGAGAGAACUUUUCGGAGACAGAAAUACAUCAGCAAAACAGAUCGGAACAAGCUGGCAGCAGAUCUCAGUCUCAAGGAGUCCCAGGUAAAGAUCUGGUUCCAGAACCGCCGAAUGAAGUGGAGGAACUGUAAGGAAAAGGAAGUUCAUAACACUCGCUCCCCGAUGGAUGAGCUCAUGGCCCAAGGUCUUGCUCAGGAGGAGGAGGAACCAUCGCAGAAACACUGUGACUCAAAGAAUGAGAGAUCAACAGCACAGAAGAGUGGCUGGGACACAUGAGCGAUAGUGAUGAGUGGAAGUAAACCAAUGACUCUUGAAUCCAUAAAAACUAUUAAAAAUAGUACUGGGAGGGCGUUAAAAUGACAUGAAUGAAAAACAGUCUGUGGAGACUAACACCACUAACAUUAACUUUUUAAUGAAUGGUUUGUCAAAACCUUAUUCAUUUUUACUUUAAGGUUCAACUGGUGUGUGAAUCAUCUCUUUCCGUCUCUGUGGCUUCGGUGUACAAUCUCCUGAAAAGUCUUUCCCGGAAAAAUGUCCACUGUGGUUAUAAUCCGUCAAACGCACUUCAAUGAGUCUCUUCAUUCAGUGCAUUUACACUUUUCUUCUUUGGGACAGCUUUGUGACAAUGCCUUGCUCAUCAUCCAAAAGUCAAACCAUUUGGUGCAUUCUGUAAAUAUCUUCUUUUUUUUAUCUUCUGUAAAUAAAGUGUUUCAGUGAAUCCUGA